This is a messenger RNA of Haliotis rubra (blacklip abalone), 3623 nucleotides long. Its product is annotated as zinc finger CCHC domain-containing protein 24-like. Gene Ontology annotation, molecular function: nucleic acid binding; zinc ion binding. The record is from RefSeq and is a predicted model, not a curated record. The transcript has 5 exons. Bases 75 to 905 code for a protein of 276 amino acids. Lineage: Eukaryota; Metazoa; Mollusca; Gastropoda; Lepetellida; Haliotidae.
GAAAAGCGUAUUUUUGCUAGCAGACUCAGUCAGACCAGCGACUUUUCCAGUGGCGACUGGCCCAGGGGAGAAUCAUGAGAGAACGUGACAUGACGUCUUUGGCGACGAUUGACACAAGCGCCUCAGUGUAUCAGCCGGCACAACUUCUUAACUGGGUGUACCUUACCCUUGCGGACUCCCACCCUUCUAAUGUUCAAACUGGGCAGUCCCUGUACUCCGAUCCCUGGUCAGCUAACCAGGUAUCAACCCAGGCUGUAUCUUCCGUGAACACAGUCAGCUCCCUACUUCAGAAAACUGGGGGGACGCAGAAUCUGUAUGGUCUCAACGUACACACAGAGCAGCACCCCUGGUCCAGUCCAGCACUCACCUCCCAGCCGGCUCUAGCCACCAACAUCAACAGCACUAACCACUACCAGAAUGGCAGCUUAUCAGGACUGUCAACGACGUCACCUUAUGGGAGUAUACAGGAUCUGGCCGACCACUUCAGCGACCUGUCUCUGUCCAUGGAACGCAAGCCCAGCAAACGUCCCCCCUCCUCCUACCUGUGCCACCUGUGCUUCAACAAGGGCCACUACAUCAAGGACUGCCCCCAGGUAGGGAAGGCCCGACCAAAAGGUGAAGGUCUCACACCCUACCAGGGCAAGAAGCGAUGUUUCGGUGAGUACAAGUGCCCAAAGUGCAAGCGCAAGUGGAUGAGUGGGAACAGUUGGGCCAACAUGGGACAGGAGUGCAUCAAGUGUCACAUCAACGUCUACCCUCACAAACAGCGACCCUAUGAAUUCUUGGAGAAGCGUCCACUGGAAAAGCCGGAUGGCCUGGAUGUUUCCGACCAGAGCAAGGUCCACCCGCAACACCUGUGUGAGAAGUGCAAGAUGCUCGGCUACUACUGCCGACGGAUGAACUAACUCGGGCAGCGUCCGUGACGGCGACAUCAUCUGCAACUAUGGUGCUACGGAGACUUGCAUGACCUGCUUAUGUGUGUGGUGCCUUUCCGCGUGCCUUAUCUCUGCUUCUUGACCAGGUUUAUUGUGAUUUACAAAUGCCAACCUCGGCAGACAUGUUUGAAGUUUUCUGGUUAACUUUCGGCAGAGAACUGCUUUCUAUGCAACCGAUAGUGCUCAAGCUGUUAGUCUCUUCACAAAAGUGGAAAAUUAUCCUCACUUAUUCACAAGUGGAUUUGAUUAUGCAAUAUAGUUAUGUUAUGUGCCAAAUUUAUUCAGGUAUUUUAUUCUGUGUACGGUUACACUUUUAAAACCACAUUUUUCUAAUAUUGACAUACAAUAUUUGCACUCCAAUGUAUCUGAGGGAUUUUUAUUGUAAGAAUGGAGGUUUGGAGUGAUGCUUUGAAGGACCAGUCCUGGAGGGAGACAUGAUUUUCUCAUCCAUGUUGGUGAGAGUCAUAUUUCCCACUCGGUAUAAUACAUUCUACCACUGACCAAAAGUCCGCUUUGAUCUGUACAUUUCUGAAUUUUUGUUCGUUUUGGGGGUUGUCACUGAAAUAUUCACUGACUUCCAGGUACGUAUACUUUGUAUAUAUUUGUGCAUUAUCCCUUGCUAAGCAGAAACUGUUUGAAGAAACUGUGUGUAUAAUUUUGUUCCAAGUUACUAAGAUCCAUGGAAUGAGCUUCUUAAGCACACAUGGUCAAAUGUUCUUAAAUUCCAUCCACAGACAGGAUAUGGAGUUGAUUUUUAAAAGAAUUGUUACUCAUUGUCAGCCAUAAGAAGAGACAUCUUCUGUGUAUUUCGCAUCAUAAUAAUCAUCAUGUGUUUUGUAUAAUUUGGUUAAUCAUGGUGCAAUCUUCUAAGAAGCGCCGUUUAGUUCCAUCAGUUUUGUGUUUAGCUGCGUGUACUCUUAGUCAUUAUUAAUGACUGUUAACUGUAUCAUUUGUGGAUUCACCUUCUAUUGAAAUCUUUUAGAUGUAUUGAAGAUCAAAUGUUGUAGCUCUUUUGCUGUGGAAUCAAGGCCGAUAAGAUGCAAUAUGCUUGCACUUUAGAGUAGAGUCUGUACUACUAUAUUCAAGAUUGAUUGAACCUGACUGAAUCUUACUACGAAGAAGGUUCGUCUACAUGGUAUCCAUAUCCAUUUUAACUGUAACCCUGACAACCUGAUAUAUUCACAGCCUUUUAAUAAAUUAUUAAAGAAUCCUACCUUUUGGGUAACAAACCUUUUGAGGAUGGAGUUGUUUGAAUGCCUGUGAUUUUGCAGUCAUAUUACAUAUCUUAGAAUAUAUAUAAUCUGUAUAUCUGUCUUUAUAAAUUAUGUCAAGUUCAAUCAAUUGGUUCCAUAUAUUUAAGUAUUUCAUACCCUAGAUGUUGAUGUUUGCAGAAUAAUGCAAAGCCCGAGGGGCUUACCUUAGCUCAAGACUUUUGAGGCUGUAGAUUUUGAACUAUCAUUAUUUAACCCUGGUGUUUAUGUGUAUAAUUUUGGUUUGGCUUAUAGAGGUAGUUGUUCCUCUCAGUUACGUUGUUUCACUGUAUAUCUUGUAGCUUUUUGUUUUAUUGAUCUGGUUGUCUGCACGUGAUAUAAGGGAUGCUGUUAAGGGAUGUAUUGCCAUGGCGAUACAGCAAUUUAUAGGAGUCAUCAUGAAAAAAAUCACUCUGAUAAUUUGAUGUGAAUUUGUAUAUUAUUUAAAUUUUUAUAAAACUAAUAAUGAAUUACUCUUUUUUAAAGGUGCAAAAAGCAAAAAAGUUUCUAUUUUACACAAUCAAAACAAACAUUUAUAUUUUCAAUUUGCAAAGAAAUUAGUAUUAUUUUACAAAAUGAAACUUGGUUGCCUUUGUAUUAGAGACAAAAUAUUACUGAUGUAAAUGGUAGUUGUUAGGGUGUUAGUGUGGUAUGUCUGGCACCUAUGGCAUUGCAUCCCUGACAAUGUUAGGUCAUAGCAUGACUGUUAUCCCAAUGAAAAUGGCUCAAUUAGCAUUACUGAGUCUUGGACUAGAGUAUCAUUUUUAUAAGACAUUUCAUAUCAGUUUACGUUUGUCAUUGAUAAUAAAUUUGCUGUUAUUUUAUGUUCAUCCUUUUCUUGAAGGCUGCUUAAGAUAUCUCUGUUCUUGUAUUUUGUAAUCGUAAUAUGCCAAUAUUUUUAACUGGAGUAUUUUUACAAGUUAAAAAAUAAAUCAAGAUAAAUUCAAAAUACAAGAUAGAGUUAUCUUGCCUUUCACUUGGUCCUCUGCAUUCCUGACAUUGAUGUAAGCAUUAAGUGUUUUAUGCUUGUUCUGUGUGUCCUGAUUGGACAAAGGUGGAUGGAUUAAGAUAUGGGUCAUGACAUUGUCAUAGGAACCAGGCUUUUCUUCAAGUAUUCAUUAAGAAUUGCUCAUAUUCCUGCCCCACCAGUCUAGAACCAACUGUUCUCUUGAUGUUCUAAACAUACUAUAUUAAGCUGAGUAAUGAAAUAGUAAGACAAUAUGCCUGAGAACAUGUUAAUGACAUCGGUGUUGUGUGACGUGCCACCAUCUUGACUGCUGUAUUGUGGGUGAUUCGAUCCGGUAUGAAUGACAUGAAUGUGUUGGAGGUGUGUGCUUUCUAUUGGUGCUGUUGAUGUGAACUGUGUGAUAGGGGCGUGGCUUUCAUCCACAUGUGCAUGAGUUUGUAAACUCUUUCAAUAAAAUGUGUUUGCUGUGAA